AUGAUUUUGAAGUCCAAAUCAAAAUCCAAAAAGAAGCACGCAUCCUCAAAACCACUGGAAUCAUCUAAUAAAAUGUCCAAAAGUAGUGUUGAACACCAUGAACAUACCUCAAAUAAGGAAAAUGACCAUAUUUCCUUGCAUUCCCGCUUGACGAAUAUUGAACAUCAGAUCAUGGGCAAAGUACAUACAAGUGAUGACGGCGCCUAUGUUAUCUUAGACAACAAAAAGUAUCCUAAGUCAGAAUUAUUGAAGGCCUUUGGUGGUUUUAUGAACCCUGGUUGGGCAGUGCCUUCCGAACACAAGUUUGGUAAUCCAGCUCCUUUGGGUCUAUCUGCAUUUGCGUAUUGUACUUUUGUUGCAUCUUUGGUCAACAUGCAAACUAGACAUGUUGAAAAUGAUGCUGUUAAUGUCGGUGCUGCAAUGUUUUAUGGUGGUUUUAUCCAGUUCAUUGCCGGACUUUGGGAAAUAUCGCUUGAAAACGCUUUUGGUGGUUUGGCAUUUUGCUCUUUCGGAGGUUACUGGAUGGCAUCGGCCUCAAACCAUAUCCCCUGGUUCCAUAUUGCUAGCUCUUAUACUACAGAAGCAGAAUUCAAAUCAGGUAUGGGAUUUUUCUACCUUGGUUGGCUACUCUUUACAAUAAUCUUGCUAGCUUGUUCAAUCAAAUCUACCAUUUUAUUUUUCCUGUUGUUUGUGCUGGUCUUUAUGAGAUUGCUGUUAUUAACAUGUUGGAAGUUUGCGGACAGUCAUGCCUGUGAGUUUGCUGCUGGUGUUUUCGGUGUUUUGGCAUCUCUGUUAGCAUGGUAUCAUGCAUAUGCAGGUAUUGCAACACCUCAGAAUUCUUACUAUGUUGUUAAUCCAACACCUAUGCCUGUUAUUGGAUCAAAGAGCAAAGAUAUGUUUGAUUCUGACGACUUUGACCAAUCUUCAUCUUGA
Pichia kudriavzevii is the source of this 933-nucleotide messenger RNA. RefSeq lists its product as uncharacterized. NCBI's taxonomy places the organism in Eukaryota, Fungi, Ascomycota, Pichiomycetes, Pichiales, Pichiaceae. Bases 1 to 933 code for a protein of 310 amino acids. The transcript has a single exon. The record is from RefSeq and is a predicted model, not a curated record. Gene Ontology annotation, molecular function: acetate transmembrane transporter activity. Gene Ontology annotation, cellular component: plasma membrane.